Messenger RNA from Synchiropus splendidus (mandarinfish), 4412 nucleotides. It is a transcript of the gene cnot4a, whose product is annotated as CCR4-NOT transcription complex, subunit 4a. Gene Ontology annotation, biological process: protein ubiquitination. Gene Ontology annotation, molecular function: metal ion binding; RNA binding; ubiquitin-protein transferase activity. The record is from RefSeq and is a predicted model, not a curated record. Bases 292 to 2679 code for a protein of 795 amino acids. The transcript is spliced from 13 exons. Lineage: Eukaryota; Metazoa; Chordata; Actinopteri; Syngnathiformes; Callionymidae. Gene Ontology annotation, cellular component: CCR4-NOT complex.
UCCCUCCUCCCUAUUUUAAUGCUAACUAAGAUGGUGGUUUGAGCACAAACUGUCGCCACAAUACCAAGAAAAGAACGGGGCAAAACAUCUCUGUAGCCUUCAAUUCGUCACAGAACCACACGCAUACGGUUGACUGAAGUGACCGUCGCUUGAUUUUUCAACAUUUCAGGUGGAUUGGCUUGCAGCCCCCGCCCAAUUUGGUGUGACUCCCUUGGAGUGGAAUCCUAAGCUAAAUACGGACAGGCACUCUGCCCUGUGACCAACUUCAACACUUAACCUCAGCAUCAUAGGAUGUCCCACAGCCCUGAAAUGAAGGACGACCCAAUGGAGUGUCCCCUGUGCAUGGAGCCUCUGGAGAUCGACGACGUCAACUUCUUCCCUUGCACCUGCGGCUAUCAGAUCUGCCGCUUCUGUUGGCAUCGCAUCCGCACAGACGAGAACGGCCUUUGCCCUGCCUGCAGAAAGCCGUACCCAGAAGACCCGGCUGUGUACAAGCCUCUAUCACAGGAGGAGAUCCAAAGGAUAAAAAAUGAAAAGAAGCAAAAACAGAAUGAAAAAAAGCAAAAAGUGACAGAAAACCGCAAACAUCUGGCAAGCGUCAGAGUAGUCCAGAGAAACCUGGUGUUUGUGGUCGGGCUCUCACAGCGACUGGCUGACCCGGAGGUCCUAAAGCGACCCGAGUAUUUUGGGAGAUUUGGGAAAAUCCAUAAAGUGGUCAUCAACAAUAGCACAUCGUACGCAGGUUCACAGGGGCCGAGCGCCAGCGCGUAUGUUACAUACAUUCGCUCUGAAGAUGCUUUAAGGGCGAUACAGUGUGUUAACAAUGUGGUUGUCGAUGGCAGAACACUUAAGGCUUCUCUAGGCACAACAAAGUACUGCAGUUACUUCCUCAAAAGUAUGCAGUGUCCUAAACCUGAUUGUAUGUAUCUACAUGAGUUGGGUGACGAAGCUGCUAGCUUUACGAAGGAGGAGAUGCAGGCGGGGAAACAUCAAGAGUACGAGCAGAAGCUCCUCCAAGACCUCUACAAAAUGAACCCUAGCUUUCUACAACCUCCUACAUGUGGGACAGAGAAGUCGAAGAGUAAAUCCAACUCUACACAAAGAACCAACAAUAGUAAUGGCAAAGAUGGGUGGCCAGUGCUGUCAGGGCACAGCAAACUGGCUAAUGGCCUUUCAGAAGACCGAAAGUCUCCUCCGCUGCUAGACUAUCUAGACCAAGAGGGUCUCACUUCAGAUGGGCUAGAAUCAGAGCUGAGUACAGGCCAGAGGACCGUACUGUCUCCAUUCUCUUCUAAUUGUGACAGUAACAGUCCCAGUGAGAAACCCCCAGAGUCCAUUGGUUUGGUAAAUGGAGAGACACUGCAGCAGAUGCCCACAAAUGACUCCCCCUCGCCUCCCCCGGGUCUGACCAAGCCGAGUCUGGUGGUCCCCAUCAGUGUGUCAGACCUGACGGCCCGCUCGCCUUUCGAAGGGGCGGCAGCAGAAUCCCAGUCACUCUUUUCAGAUAACAGUAAUUUCCGACAUCCAAACCCCCUUCCAUCAGGCCUUCCAUCGUUCCCUAGCUCCCCCAGAGGCGGCUCUGACUGGCCCAUGACCCCUGAACCACAGAGCCUCUUCACAUCAGACACAAUACCAGUGUCGUCGUCCACAGACUGGCAGGCGGCAUUCGGUUUCGGCUCGUCCAGCAAACAACAGGACGACGAUUUAGGCUUUGAUCCUUUCGAUGUCACCCGCAAGGCUCUCGCCGAUCUGAUUGAGAAGGAACUGUCUGUACAGGAUCAGGGUCCAUCCUCUCCUGGGUUUCACCCUCCAGGGAGCAGCCACGCCCCCGGCCUGCCAACCCCCAACUCCAACCCAAGCGCCUCGCACCACUUCCCCAGCGGCCUGCCACGUCUUCCCCAGCUCCACCACAGAGCCAUCUACAGCUCCUUCAGUUUCCCCAGCAGCCAGAACAGUCAGGCCGGUCAACAGCAUCCAGCCACCAGACACCCUUGGAUGGGCGUCUCGACACGGAAUAACCUCACACACUUGAACCACUCAGCCAGUGCUGCCUCACAUAGUAAUUUCCUGGACCUGAGUCUGCCCCCUCCGCACAACGCAGGGCUUGGAGGGAUCCCUAUGACGGAAAACAGCGGCUCUAUAGACGGCCUAAAUGUGAAAGAGUGGCAAGACGGGCUCCGAGCCCUCCUACCCAACAUCAAUAUCAACUUUGGGGGCCUUCCAAACUCCUCUUCCUCCUCAUCCUCCUCCUCCUCCAACAGUGUUAAUCACAUCGGUGCUCCGGCCGGACUCUCACACAGCCUGAGCUGGGACAGUGCAGCCAGUUGGAUGGACCCUGCCAUCAUCACAGGUAUCCCGGCUUCAGCUGGUAACAGUUUAGAUUGUCUCCAGGACGACAACCCGCCACACUGGCUGAAGUCCCUGCAGGCGCUCACAGAGAUGGACGGUCCGGCCAGCUCGGUGCUGCCCACCCCCCAGCCCCUCCACAGCAGUCACCUGGAAACCCACCUCCCCCUCCAUCACAGAGCUGCCAGCGGCUGGGCGCCCUACCUCCCUCCCACCACAGCCAACCCCGCCUCCCAGUUCCACUCCCCGCCUCCCGGCUUUCAGACGGCCUUCAGACCCGCAGGACAGCCCCCGACAGAGCUGCUACAGAGUGCCGCCGUGGACCGCCACUGAAUACAGACUAAACCAUCUAUUUACCCACUUCAUACCCACUCGUAUACCCCCCUACUCCCCCACCCCAUCGAACGCACAUCUGCAGAGAAUGAUUAACAAAGUAACAAAGUUUCUUUUACUCCACCCCCGCCUCCCCCUGUUUGUCUCCUCCGACCCGCUCGGUUAUUUGAGUUUUUGUUUGUGACACAUGAGUUCGGGGCACCUGCAGCCAUCAUCACUCCUUAGAUGUAGUUGUGGGGCGUAACAUGAGAUUAAUGUUGAAGCUUCCUCUUGCCGGACAGCACAAGUAGAAGACUGGAGUGAAAAGAAUUAAUCCCAAACAAACAGGACGUGGAAUAACGUAGCUGGUGUGAGGUCGUCUUUUAAACGUAACUAACAAAUGAGCAUGAACAUUUUUGAACGUUGGAAUCAUGACUAGUUUUCGAGGAAUGAAGCAAGCUGUGAAUCCCCCUCUUGAAGCUUUGGCCCAAAGACCCUCGCCCUCCCCACUGGGUCAGGAAACUCCUCACAGUUCAGACGAUUGUGAAACAGAUGAGGUGAGAGAAAGUAGUCUGCUCUUUUUUUUUUUUUUCUUUCUUUUUUUUUUAAAUUGCGACGUGGUUUUCAAAAUGUCAGAGAAGGUGAUUUGGUUAGGACGAAACAGGGGGUAGAGGGCAAAGGCUAUGCAUGGGCUCCCUGGUAGGUAGGGACACAACUGGCCCCGCUUCAGAGGCCACUUGACCCACAUUCCCUCCAGCGGCCGUGUCCCGCUAGAGGGAAGAUUCUGCUAGAACCUCUGUAUCAGAGGGUAGAGCACUGCCUGAGCACAGGGAGCCGCAGCUGUGGGAGACCGUGGCACAUCCUGAGCACCAGGGUUAGAUUCUUACUCACAGUGCCACCGUGUGGCACCGAAAGUAGCUAGCCCUAACAUGGACGCCACCGACUAGGUAGAAUUCUGACUAAAAGGAUGAGGAUUGUCAAAAAGACUAAACAAGGUUGGCACUAGGACGCAGGGGGUCCCUUUGUUUACCCCACCAGGGCUCGAACAAGGCCUUAAACAAGGAGUGAGAGGAGCUCCAGCGACGCGUGUGGGAGUCAGUGGUUGGUGAAUAAUAUGCAAAGUUGUCUGUGACUUUGUGGACUGCACGCGAGUGCGUCACCGAGGACGCUGCUGCAAUACAACAUCAAGUACUGUACCGAUGAAGGAGCUCGCAGCCUUCAUGACGCGAGAGUGACCUUUUUUCCCAGCACCGCCUUCGUUUCUUUUUGAAGUCUUAAUUUCUGAUCCGUGUCUGCUCCGUCUCUCUCCCUCUACCACCCCUGACCCGUCGCACCCUCCCCCACAAUUAAGAUACAAACAGUAUUCACAACGAUGAACAAACGUCAUCCAGGAGAAACAGACACAAUCAUACCAUGGGUUUUAACGUGAUGUUGCGAGAAGAAGAAAAAUUCAUUGAGGCGCUUAAAAGGAAAUGAACUGUCCUCUGCAGGUCUGAAAAACUGAACCUUAAAUAAAACUGAAAACUCAGAACAGUUGUCUGCUGUUGUCUUCGCAUGCUGAUACCUGAACUUCACCUGGCUUCAUUUCAUACAAACAAAAUGUCAAACAUCUAGAUGUGUGCCGGUCUUCAAAGAGUUAGAUUAUUGGAUGUUGCUACCGGCCGACAUAUGGCCCCGAGCCCCCAUUUGAAUUGUGAAUUUUCUUUUAGCCAAUAACAAUCUUUUGCUGAUUUUUUUUUUUUUUUGGAUCGUAU